AUGCUUAAGUAAUAUCAAAGCUUCAAUUUUAAUUAUACACAAAAGAAGGUGAACUUUAUUGAAACUAAUUGUAGAGAUUUCUACCAUCUUCUUAAUUAAUAUGUAAAAUUGAUCAUUAAGUUUCGAAUUUAUAAUUAAUAAAUUAAUGUGAAGAAAUAUCUAUAAUAAAAGGGGAUUGUAAAAUAUUAAAAAUAUAAUUAUAGAAUUUAUUUCAAUGUCUUUAAAUAAUAUACACAUUUUUGUACCUUGUCAAAAGUAAAUACAGUAACAAUUUAUGAGUGGAAGAAUUAAAAGAUUUAGUAAGUUGGUUAAAAUAUGACAAUUAAUUCAUCAUUUAAUUGUUUUAACAUCAAUUUGUCUUAAAUUUUUCAAUUUUGAUAGAUUGUUAUUAAAACAAUGAACUCUUUUUAAUUCAAAUAAAGGAUGAAUAAUAAAAAAUUGCUUAUUUUAUAUCGUCGUCCAUACCUGCAUCAACUAAAAUUUAAUCAAUUCUUAAUGGACCAAAUCCUUUUUUAGUUUAUGCCUAAUAUGUUGAGAAAUAUUCUAUUUUUUCACUAUUAUCAUCCUCUUUUUAAAAUUAAAGUAGUUUAAAUCAAUACUAAUUUAUUGAUUUUGAUAUUCCAAUUACAAUAACUCCGAAUAUUUAUGCAAUAACUCAUAAACAGAUAUUCUAAUUAUCUAUAUCUUCAGAUUCUACAUUUAGUUAUAAAUAUAAUUUUAACUCUACAAGUAUGAGUAAUUUUACUAUUAUUAAUGCUUUUUACAAUUUUUGGAGUUAUUCCUAAUGUGAUUGA
Messenger RNA from Paramecium sonneborni, 794 nucleotides. Lineage: Eukaryota; Ciliophora; Oligohymenophorea; Peniculida; Parameciidae. The record is from the annotation of a GenBank genome assembly.